Molecule: messenger RNA, 494 nt
Organism: Galdieria sulphuraria
Lineage: Eukaryota; Rhodophyta; Bangiophyceae; Galdieriales; Galdieriaceae
Exons: 2
Coding region: 147-407 (86 amino acids)
Source: RefSeq, a predicted model, not a curated record
AGGCAACAGAAUCAUAUCUCUUAAGAAUGGAUGAAAGGAUUGAUUGAGAAGGAUAAAAAGGAGUGAAAGGAGGACCGUAUUUUGUGUCUUUCGAGUGGAGAAUACAAAGAGUUUAUGUUGGCAAAGUGUUGAAAAACUUGGAGAUCAUGUUGAAGACAAGAGAGUGGAUGCGCCAGUUACCUAAAAGGAAACUAGUUGCACAGUACAACGAGAGAAGGAAGGCACCGUGUCAAACUGAAGUCGUCCGAUUUUUAGCGUGUUUGAGGGAAAAUGGUUUCAAAGAAGAAAAUUGUGCAGCUGCUUUGGCAAGCUUGACAAGCUGUGAAGCAUCGAUGAAACUGCCUUCCAAAGAUAGAAAGGAUAAGAUACUUGAGGAGUUGGAUCGUUUACGAAGACACUUGCACUAGCUUUUAGAAUGUUUUGGUUUCCAUUCGUAGAGGAUAGAACAAGAUGAGUUGUGUGGAAUAAAACUCAAGGUUUUCUCUUAAAUAAUG